Messenger RNA from Xenia sp. Carnegie-2017, 2125 nucleotides. Its product is annotated as E3 ubiquitin-protein ligase UBR4-like. The transcript has 14 exons. Bases 34 to 1950 code for a protein of 638 amino acids. NCBI's taxonomy places the organism in Eukaryota, Metazoa, Cnidaria, Anthozoa, Malacalcyonacea, Xeniidae. The record is from RefSeq and is a predicted model, not a curated record.
GAUUCCACGAAUGGGUCAUUGAGGAAGAUCAACAUGGCGGCCGAAUGGUCGCGUAUUGUUGAAGUAAUUCUAUCAUUUUCGACGGAUUGUACCCGAGAAAGUUUGUCUGAAUUGUGCAAACAUUUGAAUAAACUGAGUUUAGAGAUUCUCGACGAUGAAACUAAUUGCCAGGAGUUUUUAUUUGCUUUGGUAACGUUAUCAGCUCACAUUCUUGGUCUCAAUGUCUUAUGCUGUUCGGAAUUCUUGCAUCAGACUAUAACUUCAUGUAAAACUCUACUAAAAUUUUGCUUGAAAACAAUUGGCAAAGAAAAAGAUGACUUUAUAACCAAGAAAUUGAUGGUGUCAGUUAUUGAGGGGUUAUGUAAGGGUCAUGGCUGUCUUGAGCAACCAGAGUUUGAAAAAUUACUUGAGACAAUGAAACAUGCAAAACAUCCUGCUUCUGAUGAAUCAUCGAAAAUAUUAAACCUUUCAGAAAAAUUUUAUGGCAGAUUUAGUCAGGAUAGUUUGGUAAACACAAGGCGAUCUAUCAUAAGGUCACCAUUUCAACUUGACAGUCCACAAGAAGACAGUGUUAUGGACGUGAAGAUGCAUUUAUCAAAUGCCAAUGUAUCUUUUAUAAGAGAAUUACAUGGAGGAGCAGUGUUACUUGAUCUUUGUUUUGCCCUUCCAACUUUGUCAGACUUUAGGUCUUUACGUGGUAUUUGUGAUGGCAAACCUUCAAUAACUAUGAUAGAUGGAAUCUCACUUGAAUCGAUGUUAAAAUUUCGAAUUAAAAGAGUUGAUGCUUUACUUGAUGAAAUGAAAAUUGUGCAAAGCGUCCUUUCUAUUCCUGUUCUGGAGCCUUUAAACAGUUCACGUUUAAAUAAAAUAGUCUUGUUGGUAUUAUCUUGUCUUGAUAUUGCAAUGUAUUCAUCAUCUGGUUAUCUUGCAUCUUCAUGUGUGGAUGAUAUUGAUGAUAAUGCCAAGAACUUAGUUCAUACUGCACUGUGUAUUUUGGAUUCUGUGCUACAUACUUUAUCAAUAUCCCAUCGUGCUGGAGGAAACCUUGCACAAAAUUUCAAUCUUCUAGUGUGCCAUUGCAUAAUAAAGUCUUUAGAAUUGUCACACUUGAAAGAUAGGGAAAAUGAUCAAAGAUCAAGUGAAACAAGAUGGGAAGGAUUGAAUAUAUUGCGUGUUCAAGUAUGUACUAGGCUAGUUGCAGUUGUCACAUCACUUUUGGAGGAUCUGAAAUUGGAGGAAAUUGAUGAUGAUGUUGAAUUAACAAAAGAAGAAAUGAAUAUUGAAGCUCACGUAUCAUCGUGGUUUAGAAUAAAACUUUUGUUUAAUCAUGUUGAAAUUUUACCAUGGUUAACAAAACUUUUUAUUUGUUCUUAUAAAAAGGCCAAUUUCCUUAGUGAAACUGCUCAAACUUCUGUAAGAAAUGAUCAAACAAAAACUGGACACGUUGAAUCUGAAAGUGAAGAUCCAAAUGAAAUGGAGACAUUGUUUGGUGGUUUAUUUGAAGCUCAGGUUGCAGAUUUGGAUGGAAAUGUUGAAAAGAAUGAACGUAAAUCGUCAAGAAAUGAAGAAAAGUUGGCUGUUGCUGAAUCAUAUUUAGAUCUAUCAAAGUCUAUACUUGCCUUGAUAACGGAACAUAUGUUAACAAACGCCAGUCAAAGAUUAAUCACCAAUGUUCAGCAAACCUUGCCUGAAAAUCAUCUUACUGAUCUUGCUUUUCUUGUUUUGGAACUGGAUGGAGUUAAAAGUGACGUCAAUUGUCUCUCUUCAUAUAAUAUGUUCAAUCAAUAUCUUGACCGAUAUCUUCAUAGUUUAUUGUCUUUGAAAGUUCUCACAGAUAAACAGCAGGAGAUAGUUUUGGAGAAAUUAUGUGUAUCACCAUACGCGUUAGAAACAUGGCCACUCUUUAUAGCUCCUCGUACUCUCUGUGUUGGCGCUAAUCUUGUUGGGUAGACAGGAAAGUUGUCGUGGUUCUGGGGACGAGUGUGAUGAUACAAGUUGUGUUAUAAUCUGGCAGAAAUUAUUGCGAGCGUUACGAGAGAUGUCUUUAACGGAGAAGUGUCUUCCAGAUUUAAACAUCGAACAUAUACAGUUACUCUUAAUGGUUUGGCAUAACUUUACUGAAAAA